This is a messenger RNA of Oldenlandia corymbosa var. corymbosa, 510 nucleotides long. The record is from the annotation of a GenBank genome assembly. Lineage: Eukaryota; Viridiplantae; Streptophyta; Magnoliopsida; Gentianales; Rubiaceae.
AUGGCCAAAAUCCUUCAAAAUUGUACCAUCAUUUCCUUCAUCGUUAUCGCAAUAUCGCUUCUUCCAUCGGGAUCCUGCGAUUUAAUAGACACGACAUGCAACGACACCCCAUAUCCGGGAGUUUGUUCCUCAUUCCUAAGAGGAAUACCCGAAGCCAAAGAUGCCAAUCUCUCCGGUCUAACUGUAAUCAUGAUUAGUUCACUCACGAAAAAGUCCAACGACGAAAUCACAAAAAUCGAUCAGCUUCUCAAGACCAAACCGGGCGAUGAGCAUUUGACUAGUUGCAAGACACAUUACAAGUCCGUAAUAGAUUUCACUCGUGAUGCUACAAAUCAUGCGAGAAACAGUGCAUCUGAAGCUGGUCAAGGCACUGUAGUUGAUAUCUUACUCGAGAUUCGGGACUGUGAAGAUGGUUUUCACCCAGAACCUAGCCCUUUGACUGAUUUGAAUCAAACCAAUCGUGAUGUUUCUAAUGUUAUCUAUUUUAUGUUCGGCCAAAUGCGAAAGUAA